CAAACCUACCUUAUAUUAUAUAUAUAUCAUGAUUUUGUGUUUGUAUUAUGGCUCCAACUGUCACAUGUUUGCAGUAAGGUAUUAAAAAAUCCCGCACAUUUCUCGUUGCUUCGCGUUAGUACUUCAGCUAUGUCAUUGGGCAACGCAGGGCGAAUUGCUGCUUGUUGGACUGUUCUGACUGUUGGUGGCGUCUACGCUUUUGUGUUGUCGAAGCGAUCCGUUGAGAGUCGGCGAUACGAAAGCCUGAAAGUACGCGAGCGCAUGCGAAAGGCUAACCACGGCGAUUACGACUCAUCUGCAGCGGACAGGCGGUUUGACUAUUAG
Molecule: messenger RNA, 324 nt
Organism: Drosophila kikkawai
Lineage: Eukaryota; Metazoa; Arthropoda; Insecta; Diptera; Drosophilidae
Source: RefSeq, a predicted model, not a curated record